AUGAACAGCAAGCUCACGAAGAAGAGAUCGCCCGCGCCGCCUCCUGAAAAAGGGCUUCCACCGCCAGGAUCCGGGUCGUACGUCUUCCUCUCCAGCUUCAGAUUUGCUCAUGUUUUCCACUGACAAGAUUCACAGCGAGAGCCCACCAUGUCCGGCUCGGAGCCACGGCGGCAGCGGUGUUUCUGCGGGUGUGUACGUCACCCAAAUUAGAUCUCCAACGCACAAUGCUGACAUUGUCCACCAGCAGAGCCUUCGUUCCCCGCUUCUUCGCUGCUUUACACCACAGCCGCUACGUUCGACGCGGAGACUUGCUCUGAUCGGCGACGGCGGCAAUCUGGCGACAUCCAACACUCCAUCACUCCACUUCGAACGCCUUCCACCCGACAAUGGCUAGCGACGAUGAGGGAGCCAGGCGCGCGGUUUGCCCACACUCUGCAACUCGCCCUCCCUCUCCAAUGACAGCAAUAUCUACACCGAACCCAAGUCCGCCUCCGCCACUGCAGACAGCAUUCAACCGCUGCUGUUCCUACGGCAUCAGGAUCGGAGGGAUCGAUGAGCACCGAGGUGCAGCCUCCUGCGUCAAUGACACCAAGUAAAGGCGCUGAAGAUGGUCUUUGUGAGUCUCAUUGACCUUCUUCAACGAACACGGCUGAUACUGAUUGCUGCAGGAGCUCAAGACGGCACCGCAGCGACGGAUUUGGCGAUAUUCGCACCCGCAUCUCCCUUUGAUCUCCUCCUUUUUCUCCUCCCCGACUACAAUCAUAACAUCCACUGCAACAGCCACUGUCAUGGUGCGUGUGCAUAAGAUGUACCCACCGGGCUCGCUCCAGUCGGCGCCAACGCAGGCACGCCAGCGGCGACGAUGCAGUGACGACGUCCUGGCCAGCUUAACAACCUGCUCGCCGCUCACCGCUCACCAAUGCCACGGCAGUGGUGACGUCGACCUCGUUUACACGCACUGAACUCUCGCGCAGUCUCACGGAAUGGUGAGGAGCCGCUCAAAAUGCUGAGAUCGGUCUGCAGCGACACCAUCUUGGUAGGUUCUCGCCGAGCAGCCAGCACACGUUCAUCGGAUCCAGCUGCAUCUAUUGCAGCACAUCUCGCAAGCUUGUCAGCAGCUCUUUGAGGUACACUGCAUCAUCAGAAGCCUUUGGUAAUGAUGCUGAUCACCAUAUAGGAGCAUGAGCCGUUGGACCACCACAGAGCUUCAGCAGCAGUGGUGCCGCCAGCGAGCUCGAGGACGGCUCAUCGAUCAUGGUGCAGUCCGAAGGCGAAGCCAAAGAGACGACAGCAACAGCAGCGACUCAAGCGACUAUCAGAGCUUCAGCAUCGAGGGCCUCUGGGAGCUUUGGGCCGGAUUUUAUCUCACCGAGCAGCUCCGAGAUGCGUUCGCUGCCUCAAAUUGAAUGAACAGUUGUCGGCGAGCGAAUUCCAUCUUCCCCUUGGAUUGACCAAUCGCCACGGCUACAUCGCGCCCACCGCCACAUACGAAGGCUUACAAAAGGCCAAGCUGUUCGAGUACAGGUCAGCUCGCCGCAAGGCAUUCGACAAAAUGACGGAGCUCUAUGAAGCCGGCUACAAGGUCCACAUGGAUGCCUGGAUCGACUUCUCCGAUGGCCGCGCACCAUAUUGUAACACGAAACAGUGGCACAAGGCCCGCUCCGCUACAGUCAGAGAUCCUCUCGUUUGA
This is a messenger RNA of Lecanosticta acicola, 1690 nucleotides long. NCBI's taxonomy places the organism in Eukaryota, Fungi, Ascomycota, Dothideomycetes, Mycosphaerellales, Mycosphaerellaceae. The record is from the annotation of a GenBank genome assembly.